Leptosomus discolor (cuckoo roller) is the source of this 2602-nucleotide messenger RNA. RefSeq names its product extracellular leucine rich repeat and fibronectin type III domain containing 2 (gene ELFN2). NCBI's taxonomy places the organism in Eukaryota, Metazoa, Chordata, Aves, Leptosomiformes, Leptosomidae. The record is from RefSeq and is a predicted model, not a curated record. Gene Ontology annotation, molecular function: protein binding. Gene Ontology annotation, cellular component: plasma membrane.
AUGAGGGCACCACUGCAGGCCAUGAUGUGCCUGGGGUUGUGGACAGCUGCCCUGCUCUGCUUGUUUUCCCCUGGCACUGUGCGAGGUGACUGCUGGCUAAUUGAGGGGGACAAAGGCUAUGUGUGGCUGGCCAUCUGCAGCCAGAACCAGCCCCCGUAUGAGACCAUCCCCCAGCAUAUCAACAGCACUGUGCAUGACUUGCGUCUGAAUGAGAAUAAGCUCAAAGUGGUGCUGUACUCCUCCCUCAACCGCUUCGGCAACCUGACUGAUUUGAACCUGACCAAGAAUGAGAUCUCCUAUAUUGAGGAUGGGGCUUUCAUGGGCCAGUCAAACCUCCAGGUCUUACAGCUGGGCUACAACAAACUCACCAACCUGACAGAGGGCAUGUUGCGUGGCAUGGCCCGUCUCCAGUUCCUCUUUGUGCAGCAUAACCUAAUUGAGCUGGUCACCCCUACUGCCUUCUCUGAGUGCCCCAGCUUGAUUAGCAUUGACCUGUCAUCUAACCGACUCAGCCGCCUGGAGGGGAACACUUUCACCAGCUUGAGCAAUUUGAUGGUGUGCGAGCUGGCUGGCAACCCCUUCAACUGUGACUGUAGCCUCUACAGCUUUCUUAACUGGCUGGCGCUUUUCAACAAUGUCACCAAGAACUAUGACCGGCUCCAGUGUGAGACUCCACGGGAGUUUGCUGGGUACCCACUCCUUGUACCUCGGCCUCACCACAACCGCAAUGCCAUCACCAUCUUCCAGUCCAUGUGCAGAGGUGGCACCAUCCCCUCGCUUUCCAGGGUCAACCCCACCCCUUAUACCCCUGACUCCCAGCGAGACCUGGAUGAAGGCUCAGCCAUCAGCCCUGGGGACUUCCUCUCAGUCAAGCCUCCAGCCUCCUCCACCACUGACUCCUCCUUCAGUCCCAGCAUCAAGCUCCAUGAUGUCACCAUCACCUCAGCCAUCCUGAUGGUAACCAUCCCCAUGCCCUACAGUAAGAUGUAUGUGCUGGUCCAAUACAACAACAGCUACGUUUCUGACAUAGCAACACUGAAGAGCAAGAAGGAAUAUGUCACUGUCAACAAGUUGAAGGCCCACACCGACUAUACGUUCUGUGUGGCCUCCAUCCGCAACAACAGGCGCUACAACCACACUUGCCUGACCUUUGCAACCCGGAGCAAAGGCAGGGAGGACCCUAUUUCCAGUACUUCCACCACCACGCACUAUAUCAUGACCACCCUGGGUUGCCUCUUUGGGAUGGUCAUUGUCCUGGGGGUGGUGUACUACUGCCUGCGGAAGCGGAGGAUGCAGGAGGAGAAACAGAAGUCCCUCAAUGUCAAAAAGACCAUUCUGGAAAUGCGUUAUGGAUCAGAUAUUGAUACCAGUACCAUGGUCCAUCCUUCCCAGAAGCUGGGUGAGCCUCCAGUCAUCCCUGUCUCACGGAUGUCCUCCAUCCCUUCCAUGAUUGGGGAGAAGUUGCCCCCAUCAAAGUCAAUGGAGGCUGGGAUGGAGACUCCUAAAGUCACCACUAAAGGUAACUACAUUGAGGUGCGGACUGGUGGUGGGGAUGGGCUGGAGCGAACUCAACGGGAUGAGGACCUGAGGGAGCUUGACAAUGGGCAAGGCUCAGCUGCUGAGAUCUCUACUAUAGCCAAGGAGGUAGACAAGGUCAACCAGAUCAUCAACAACUGCAUUGAUGCUCUCAAGCUGGACACAGCCUCCUUCCUGGGUGGUGGGACUGGUGUUGACUCAGACAUGGCCUUUGAGUGCCAGUCCAUCCCAGCCAGUUCCUCGGGUGGGCUAGAGCGGCCCAGCUUUCUUUCCCCACCCUACAAGGAAAGCUCCCACCACCCUUUGCAGCGCCAGCUCAGUGCUGAUGCUGCUGUGGCCAGAAAGACCUGCAGUGUAUCCUCUAGUGGCUCCAUCAAGAGCGCCAAGGUCUUCAGCUUGGAUGUGCCUGACCACCCACCACUCAGCAAGUCUGACUCCAAAUACAUUGAGAAGGGCAGCCCACUCAACAGCCCUUUGGAUCGUCUUCCCUUGGUGUCUCCGGGCGCCAUCCACCACUUGGAGGUCAAGCCUUCUUAUCAUUGCAGUGAGCACCGUCACUCCUUCCCAGCCCUGUACUAUGAGGAAAGUGCUGACACCCUGAGCCAGCGGGUGUCAUUCCUCAAGCCACUCUCCCGGUCCAAGCGAGACUCCACGUACUCCCAGCUCUCCCCCAGACACUACUUCUCAGGCUAUUCCUCCAGCCCUGAGUACUCAUCAGAGAGCACCCACAAGAUCUGGGAGCGAUUCCGGCCUUACAAGAAGCACCACAGGGAGGAGGUUUACAUGGCGGCUGGGCAUGCCCUGCGGAAGAAAGUUCAGUUUGCCAAGGACGAGGAUCUGCAUGACAUCCUGGAUUACUGGAAAGGCGUCUCUGCUCAGCAGAAGCUGUGACUCUCCUUUGCUCUUUCCAAGGAAACAAUACAAAACAAGACCACCUCCCCCAACAACCAGAAAAAACAAAUGCCACUUGACUGUGAUAAAUAAACCAACAACAAAAUACUCCUGACAAAUACAAAACUGACAAAAUCGUUUCUUAAAGUUUACAACAACAGCAGAAAACUCUCAC